Emericellopsis atlantica is the source of this 4431-nucleotide messenger RNA. RefSeq lists its product as uncharacterized. The transcript has 3 exons. Lineage: Eukaryota; Fungi; Ascomycota; Sordariomycetes; Hypocreales; Bionectriaceae. Bases 1 to 4431 code for a protein of 1476 amino acids. The record is from RefSeq and is a predicted model, not a curated record.
AUGUGGCGGUCAUGGGCGCGAGUGCUAACAGUUAACCUUCAAGACAACAACAACAACACAUCGUCAGGUAAACAAGAUGUCAACCAGGGACCUAAGGAGAAAACACUGCUCAGCAAAAUGGGCGAGUCGGCCGCGACGACGUUCGCGUCCAUCUUUGUGCUCGCCUCUGGCUUCGCCCUCGCCGCAUACAUCUACCACAAGAGCUACAAGCUGCUCGUCGUGGCCAAGAUGACGCGUGCCUUUGAGCCUGGGGAUCCUGUGCUGGAAUUGGCCGCCAUUGGUAAAGAUGUCCCGCACGCGCCCGGCAGCAACGAUGACCACUGGGUGGUUCGACCCGAGCAGGACCAGGUGAACAAGAUUGUCUCUGGCGAAGUGGCUGGCCACUAUUUCCUGCUCGUGGGCGAGAAGGGGUCCGGCAAGAGCAGUAUGUUGAUCGAGGCUAUGCGCCGGAUUGACGGCGACGCCGUGGCCAUGUUCGAGGCACACCCCGACCUGGAGGUGUUCCGGCUGCGCUUGGGCAAGGCGCUGGACUACGAAUUCCACGAAGAUUACAUUGGUGGCUACUUUAGCGAGCGGGGACCUCGCGAGUCGACUGCCAUCUUGGACAUUGAGCGAGCGCUCAACAAGCUCGAAAAGGUGGCCCUGAAGAUGCGCGCCCACCGCAAGAAGCCCCUGAUUGUCAUUGUCAACCAGAUGCACCUGCUGCGCAAUGUCGAGGAGGGCCGCGACCUGAUCGAGCUCCUCCAGCAGCGCGCCGAGCAAUGGGCGGCGGCGAACCUCGUCACCAUGGUGUUCAACUCGGAUGACUACUGGGUGUACGAGCGGCUCAAGCAACUGGCCACGAGAAUGGAAGUCAUGAGCGUCACGGAUCUGCCCAAGAGAGAUGCCAUGACCGCCCUCGCCAAGUACAGGAAGAAGUACCUCAAGCAGGAUGUGUCCGAGGAGACCUUGGAGGACAUCUACAGACGCGUGGGCGGCCGCCUCAGCUUCCUGAACCGCGUCGCCAAGAGCAGAGAUAUGAUUGGCACGUGCGAGAAGAUCAAGGAGAUUGAGAAGCGAUGGUUCCUCAACCAAUGCUGGAUCCUCGGCAUGGAGAUGGACGACGACGUGAUGGAUCAGCAAAAGUGGGCGUCGGCGGCCAUGACCCUCGCCAAAGCGCUCGUUGACAAGGAGGAAGACAUGGAGACGUACGACGACGAGCGUGGCCACACGCUCCCGACGUACCCGUUCCACAUUGCCCAGCAGAUCAUGACGCGCUGCGAUUUCAUCCGCGAGCUCGACAGCCUCAACCUCGUCACCAUCACCAGCCAAGCCGACGUGCGCGCGAGCAGCGUGCCGAUGCACCGCGCGUUCCAGGAGAUCUGUGCCCAGGAAGGGUUCGACAAGCUCCUGGAGGACACGAUGCAGCGCAUCGCCGACAUUGAGAGCUUGGGCCGCACGAGAGAGCUGGUUGCAAAGGACCUGGUGCUGGGCGGAGAGUACGAGAUCAAGAAGGGGUCGAACGGGUUCACUGUGAAUCUGAACAUGCACGAAGACGACGACGACGACGCCACGCAUGUGCCUCAAAUUUCAGGCACCAGGCCACCUGACCAAUCCGGCCAAAGAGUCCCCACCUUUCCUCGACCCACACAAACACAAUUUGCAAUCUCCUCACCCUACACCUCUUCCCUCACCGCGCCACUGCUCAUCCGCCCAUUGACAUCAACAUCCAUCAGAAAAAACGCGGAUCCAAUGUCGAGUGGAAGCAGAUGGGCUAGCCUUGGCCUGAAUUGGUCCAGUUUUGGAUCACAGAGCAAGGAUCGCGCGCAGGAGGGGGAGAAACCCCAGCAGGACGCCCCGGACGCCCCAGACGCGACCGACGCGCAGCAGCACCCGAAUGACGCAAACCGCACCAGCAGCGGCGCCGGUGGCUACGACGACAACAACAACAGCAGCAGCCGUCGCAAUGACCUCCACGACACAAACGGGCGCGCCAUGGGCGGCGGCUUGGACGAUGACGACAAUGUCGAGGGUGUCGACAUGAGCAUGGACGACUUUGGCACCCUCGAAGUGUUUGACAGCAACGCGGUCGAAGCGCCCUACUCGUCCCAGGCGAACGCGGCGUCCUUUGCGCGCAACAACCCGGCGCCCCCCGCGCUCAUGUCGGCCGAGGAGCCACCGUCCAUCUCCAAGAAGUCAAAGAAGGACAAGAAGAAGAAGAAGGGAAGCAAGAGUAAGCACCGAGCCGAUGAGCCUGACGUGGAAGAGCCUGAGGAGGAAUCCGCCCAUCGCCACGCGAAGCGCGAACCCGUCGAGGUGGACGAUGGCCCUGUUGCGGUGGAGGCGGAGAUGACAGAGGUUGUCACAGUGCCGCAGACGAAGCGAAAGCGCAAUUCGGUCGACGCCGAUGGCAAAAAGUCCAAGAAGCGCAGGUCCCGCGAGCCCCAAGCUGCAGACGACGGCGAGUUCCUGCACCGCGACAGCGCGUCCGGACCCGCGCGCGUCGAGGAGGCCGUAGACGAAGAUGUGGACGCUGCUGACCCCCAGGGCUCUCCCAGUGUCGCGCACGUCCGUCGUCACAGCCAAUCUGGCCAGCCCCCCGCGUCGACCAAUGUUGAGGAGCUCGCCCGCGAGGCACUCACUGAACACGACAACGGGCAAGCUGAGGGCGGUGAUACGGAAAUGGCUGACGCCGAUGCCGAACCAAGAAAGCGCGCGUCGACGCGUAAGAAGGCGAAGCCGACGUUCUACGAUGAGCCGCAGCAAUUUGCGCAAGAAAUGCCGUCGCCGUCCGCGGCCGAGCCAAAGCCGCGAAAGCGAGCCAAACCUGCCAAGAAGAAGCAGGAAAAACCUAAGGCCGAGGUCGCAUCCUACGGCGACGACGAAGACGGCGACUUUGAUAGGAGACAACAGAAGCCGAAACGUAAUCGCAUGGAGGGGAAGACGCAGGGGCGAUUCUCCAAGGAGGAGAUUGACCUCCUUCGCAAGGAGUGGAAAGCAUUUGCCGAGGAGCAUGGCAAGACUGACGACGAAGUCAUUGCGAUGAUGCACUCCCGCGGCGGCGCGCAGGCUGGCGAAAUGCACGCGGAGCUCUGGAACCGACUGUUCGAAAGAUGCCCAGAUCGUCAUCGGCAAAAGGUCAUCAACACGUGCCGCAAGAACUUUCACAACUUUGUCGCGCGUGGCGCCUGGGAUGAGGCGCAGGAUGACGAGCUUCGCGGCCUCAUCGAGAAGCACGGGAAAGCGUGGUCACACAUUGCCGCGCUUCUCAACCGCCACCCGGAAGAUCUGCGUGAUCGCUUCAGGAACUACAUUGUCUGCGGUGACAACCAGAAGAAGGACGUCUGGAGCGAAGCGGAAGAGAUCAGACUGCUCCGAGUCUACCUCGAGGCGCUGAACACCAUCUACGCUGCGCGUCGUCUGACGCCUGGGCGCGAGUACACAAAUGCGCCAGAAGACUCGAUUGAUUGGCAGGAAAUCAGCGCCGCCAUGGACAACACCCGCAGUCGGCUCCAGUGCAUCACCAAGUGGAAGUCUUUCCACAUCUACCUGGGCGAGGAUGAGCAUUUUCCAUCUCUUGCUGAGGAUGCGCCCCCAGGGUCAUUCCAGCUCGAGCUGGCCCGUCGCCAGCUGCAGGAGAUGGGUGAGGAACCGCGUCUGCAGAUGAUCAGGGCCAUCCAGCAAAGCGGCGCUUCCAGUGACCUGAAGAUCCCCUGGUCCAAACUGGUCGACCGCCCUUGGCGCCUGCAGUGGCAUCGUCGCGCCCAGGUCCUGCUGUGGCACCGCCUGAAGAAGACGGUGCCCGACCUCGGCAAGGAGAAGGACAACCCCCGCGACAUUGCGCAGUGGCUACUCGACUACCACGAAGCGAACCAUGCGCUGCCCGAGUUCAUCGAGGAGGAGGGAGAUGAUGAGGUGGAAAGCAAGCUCCUGCAGACGCACACGACACCGUACGCUGAAGGAGGUGCCAAGGCUAGGGGCAGAAGGCCCAGAGUCUCCCACGAGUACAAGAGUGCCGAUAAGGUGUGGGACUCGGACGCGGAGGGCGAAGGACCUGCGGGCAAGGAGGAGCUCCAGAUUGACCCUGCCCUGCAGGAUCUCGACGCGGAACUGGCGCAGCCGACCGAAGAAGACGGUGCUGCGGCGGCUCUGGCGGAGGCGCAAAUGGCGCAGGCGCAGGACGGGUUUGAUGUGGAAGAAGUGCUGGCGGAUGAGAAGAAGACGCCCAGCAAGAAAGUCAAGAAGACGUACGGCAAGCGCAAGGGUGGGUCGUCGUCGGUGAAGAAGUCGAGCGCCAUGCUGUCCCAGGACCCGAUCGAGGACGAUGAGCUUCCUACGGAGGGAGGAUCCAAGGGGCCAGGGAAGGCGACGGUGGACGAUGCGGCGUCUAGUGAUUUCGAGGAGGACAUGGAGGACGUGCCCGCUCGCGGUCCGGUGAUUGAGGAGGUGUAG